GCUAUUCAUUCUACAGUACCUGGCAACACAAUAUUUAAUGGCCGCGUCCAUAAACCGUUAAAUGAUGAAACUCUAAGAUUAUCAAAAUAUUGUUUAAACAUAAAAUCUGAGUUAUUUAGAAUCAAAAGUCGGGCAGCAUGGCUUCUAUUUUAAGAAACGCUGCCGCUGCAGUGAACAACAAGGGCAUGCCAAGCUCGUUUUACAGUAAAGACAAGCCUAACCCUGUGUUCCAAUCACUGGAUAAGGAGCUGAAGCAGUUUAUGGGAUUUAUAAAGAAGAAAAAUGCAAAAGGAUAUCAGAAACCAGAAGAUGAAUCACAAUCUCGACCAGCUGAUACAUUGUUUGAGCUUUGGAACAAGUAUGAACCAAGAUUGCCAAGGUCUUACUACCAAGAGAAACUGUUGGAAGUAGGAGAUUUCCUCAUGUCAUCAAAGGAGUACUAUCUAGCUCUGUGGCAAUGCUAUGACAGAUACCUGAUGCAUUUUGGAGAUACCAAUGUUGUGGACAUUGACGAUGUAGAAAUAUUCAAAGAAACAUUCUUCCCAAAAGGUUUUAAAGAAGACGGUGCCGCCUUAACUUUCCGAGCUCUGAUGGGCAAAAGCAUCAGCAUGUACCAUGUGGUAAAGGUGUCAGACCCAAAGCUUCAGAAUGCACAGAAUGUUGAGAACUGCGUGAAGAUUUUGGCCUUCCUGAGGCUUGUCACCCAGGUCAUUCUUCCCAUUGAGAGACUUUGCUGGCUUGUCUACAAUGGUACCUUGCAUAUCUACACAAUAGCGCGGUACCUAAUGUUCUUGGGCCACUCUGCGAAGGUUUUGGAGUACCUUCUGUGGGCAUGCAUGUGUAUGGAGACCUCCGUGCCUCUUUUAACUGUCCGUUACCUCUCCUGGCGAUCCACCCUCUACACUGCAGUAUGUCAGUGCUACUUUGACUGCAAGGCCAGCGAACAGGCAGAGAGUUUUGCCCGUCGAGGUCUUUCCAAGAUACAGGAGCUGAGUCAGCUGGAAGCCAUGAGCAGUGCCAAGGACACGCCUGAGAGGGAGGCUGCAUUCAGGCAGGCCACCAUCAAGAUGGCCAUUAUGGUGUUUCGACGAUCUGUCUACGAGACAAGGAGAAGACCCAAAGGACUACUCAGGCCAAAGACAAGGGCUAAUUUGAAAGAUGCACUGAGUCUCCAGUGGCCACGCACCCCCAGUGAGAAGCUUCUCCAGGACAUGUUCGAAGGAAGCGCCACCCAGCUGCUCUGUAUCCUUGAGGCGCUUAACGACACCAACCGUCGUAUCCUUGUCACGAGUCCACCUGCCCCGGACUCUGAGGUGGAGAUACUCGACGUGUAUGCUGAACUGUUCCUCGCUGCACAGGAAAUAUUGGCAGGUGGAGGGGGUCACAGAGGCUCCCUUCCCAAGGCCACGAGCCCCGUGGGAGUUCCUGCUCUGGCGGGUGUUGUUCAGGGAAGAUCACUCAUGGAGAUGGCUGCUAAAGGUGAAGAUGGCGCCACUGUGGAGGCAGCCAUCAAGCUGGUGAAGUUUGCCUUCAGUUUUGAGCAGUGGGAUGUGUUUGAGAGCCUCAAUGACACCUUGCUCACCUACCUCAGGAUAAUCAACGAUGACACACACCAGUGGGAUGAGAAGUGCCUACAGAUCUUGGCAGCCAUGGAGAAGGUGAUGAGCAGCAAGAAGCACCGCCGCACGGUCUCCCAGGGCGACGAGGAACCCCUGGACCAUGACAUGGCCCCCUCAGUUGCUGCCCAGUCUGUGAGGUCUGUGAAUCUCAAUGAUGAGCUGAUAAUCCUGGCUGACACCCUCAUGUCUGUUGUCACCGGACCAUUCACGCCAGAAAGUAUUGAGGUUGACGUGAUAGUGGAUGCAGCACUGUACAUGUGGAACAAGUGCAAGGCAGUCUUCCAGAGGUAUCAGACCGGGUCCGUUGAUAACCCUAAAUACCUCAGCAAAAUGGAAAACCCCACAAAGUGGGUGUACAUACUGGACGUGGUUCAUCAGCUGUUGUGCUGGUGUGGGAUCAGUAGCGUUGACCCAGCCCUCACGGCUGAGGUCGUCCUGAGGCUCGGACUUGUGCUUGAGAGCAGCGCACAUCUUGACCAGAUUGAAGGUCAUAAACUGUUUGACUGGAGGAGAACACCAUCACCAGACAAAGACAAUGUUGAGAGGAAAGACACCCCAGUAACGCCUCGAUCAGGCUCUAGAGCAGAUGGCCGGUCUCCAUUCAAGGACACGUCAAUGUCUGACCUUGGCGGCACGCAGGAGGGGAUCUCCCGAGCCUCCAUGCUGUCUUCCUCGCUUCUCAACGUGAAUCCCCGCAGUCAGCUGCUCCAGGCUCGUGACAUACUGGAGCUUGGACUCAAGAAUGUGUCAUUUGCAAGGCAGGCUGUAGCGUUGGCCGACGGGAAGUCUAUUGCGGAUGUCAGUUGGGCUAAGGAAUUGAAUGAGGAGUUGUUUGCCCCUGCUGAUCACACAACAACUGAGAGCACGACAUCAGAACCAACAGCAGUAGGGGAAAACCCAGUCAACCCGGAGGAACUAAUCCCAGAGAGCAUGCGUGGCUCGGCGACUGCUGUAUGGAACACGGUGAAGGACUUACACCUGGAGCUCAUCCUCAUGUACCACCGUGUGUGCCUCAAGCUGGAGCAGAUGGGACCAGAUCCUGCUGCCAGCAUGCCAAAGCCCUUCAAGAGGAGGACGUGCUCCAGAAUGGAGUUUGGCAGUGACCGUUCUCUGCUGGACUCGUAUGUGGAGUCUACAGAGGAGCUUCUGACAAGGGCCAACAAGAACAACCUGUCCAAGGCCCUGCUCUACAUGCAGAAGGCCUACCUGAGCACCACUGAGGGCAAGGUGUCUAAGGAACAGAAGAAAUGUCUUGAGAAUGCCCUAGCCUGCAUACAGAAGGCCCAAACUGAGGAGAAGCGUACAUACCUGGACAACACGAAGGGGACAGAAGCCCCCCCAGGGGAAGGGCGUGUCCCACCCCCACCCAUCCUGCUCUCAAGGACUGACACCUCCAUAGUGUUCCAACCAGCACCGUGGAAACCAGCUACUGGUGAAAAGGUUACCUGGUACCGAAUAUUUGCUCGCAAUGCAACGGGCAGCAAUGUGAAAGCCCGGAUGAGUGACUAUCUCUUCCCAGGCACUGGUCAGCAGGUGCCCUGUCACCACCAUGAGCUGCAUGUCUCAGGCUUGAAGGCCAACGAGAGAUACGUGUUUGCUGUGGCCGCAUACACGAUAGAGGGAAAGCUGAUAGGUGACGGGGUGGGAGAGAGCACCAAGCCUAUCCUGGCUAACCACCCUCUCCCUGUACUCACUACAUGGGCAUUCCUAGCACAGAUUUCAUACCAGAUUGGUUGCUAUGACGUUUGCCACCGUGCUUGUGACGUUCUGUGGGACCAUUUCAUAGCUGAACGGCCUCCACCAGCAGGGGUAACAUACACGACAUCAAACGAGAGGGACUUCAAACUGACACUCAUGAGACUGAAUCAGAAGAUUGUCUGCCUGUCGUCGCCAGUGAUCUUGCGGCUGUUCCUCACGAGCAUCUUCAUCAGUGUAGAUAUCAAUGUACGGGAGGGCAAGAUCUUCUGUGAUGCCCUGUGUGACAAGGGGCCUGUGUACAGUGGACAGAUUAAGCGGCUGUUGGAGUGUGAGAAGAUGCUGGUUGCUAUAGAGCUGGCGGGCUGGCUGAAUGAGUCCAAUCAGGCCCUGCAAGCGGUCGUACAGUGCUAUGGGCUUCUGGCCCCCCUCAUCUUUUACAAGAUACCAUCCAUACCAGUAUUCCAGAUUCUGCAGCGCUGUCAUGCGGUCCUUCAGGAGAUACCAGCUGGACUGCGCCAGAAGAGGCCCACCUCGAUUGCUGACAGCCUUCAUCAUAUGACCGCCUGUAUCACCUUCCAUAUGGCUAAGGUGUUGAGGAACUGGGGCCAGAAGUCACUUGCCAACAACCUGAACGAGGCUGGGCGCAGGCUGCUUGCGCUGGAGGCUCCACCGGCCCCAGCUGAGGCAGGGAAGGAGUUGGAGAAAGGGACCACCCAGGACACCAGCACUGACCCGGAGGAAACCACAGCAUCAAUCAACAUACAGUCGUUGAAGAACAAGUCCCGUCGAAGCCGGAAGGGGGCAAUCAGUCUUAUGAAGGAACACGAGUUGGAGGGGCCGAUGAACGAGGAACUCAAAGCACUGGAAGCCCACAUGCUCAGCAUCUCAAAACAAGUGACAAUGACAAAAGCCCAAAGUGACCACGAGUUAUCCGGCAAUGAGGAUCCCUCUAUUCUGCAUGCCUACAUCGCCUACCUGCCCAGCCGUAUUGCAUACAGGGAGGUGGCCAAGUUCAAGAAGCGUGCUCGGUACUUGGAAUUCUUUGUUCAAGUGGCCCAGAAGGCCCUCACAGAGGGUUUGCCAGAACUGGCCAUGGAGUGGUGUGAUGACACAGAGAACUGGAUUGCAAGGCGUAAUGAGCAGAUCAUCGGUGUGCGUGCCUUCCUCACUAAGCAGCCAGGAGGGACCAUGACAGUGACAGGGGACGAUCCCAAGAAAUUUGCAGCUGCCAUGGUGGAAUACAGCAAGGAAAAACCGGGCAGUAAAAUUGGUGUUGCCCAGAGUCGCAUGGGUGUUUCCCAGAGUCGUAUGUCACAAGAGCCCAGAAAAAUGUCAGUUGCCCUCGUUGCCCCAAUGAGUCGUGCAUCCAGUAAACUGGGGGUAACACCCUCUCAGCUUAAGGGUAGCUUUUUUGGUAUGAAACCCGCCCGCCCUGCUGCUGCGUCCAGAAUUGGGGGUAUUGCGGAAGAACAGGAGUUCAACACCCCUCGAGCUGCUGGUGCUUCCUCCAAGUCACAGGCCAAACCAGGCCAGUCUGCUGCCAAACCCAAGCGCAAAUCCAAGUACAAGGCCUUGCAUGUAAAUGUGAACAUGUCAGAUGCUGCAAAGCAGGCCCAGGAAGAAGCAGAGGUCAAGGCCCUUGAGAAAGUGGGACAGCACCUGCCGGACAUGUACCGUGGCUGGAUUAGGAAACGACGACUGCGCAAGAUCUGCAAUGAUGAGAUGACCUGGAAAUGUCAGCUGAACAUCAUUCAAGGUCUGGCCCAGUUUAGUGCAUUCCUUCAUAAGCUGGAGAAGAGAGAAAAGAUGGUGGGAAACACAGAUAACAUCAUGUACAAGACCAACUUCUUGGACCAAGAGUGGCUGGUAUUUGAAACAGCGGGGACCCUGGUGGUUGGUUGGGAAGGGGGCCCCCUGAAUCACGGUUCCGUGACAGACAAGGUAGAGAAAGAAGCCUCCAAGGGGCCCUCAGUCAGAGAUAAGGACUCUGAAUACAGCGAGGAGAGUUCGGACGAGGACCUUCCCACUAUAACCUCCAAGGCUCGUACCAAGACUGACGCCCUGGAUCUGGCCGGAUAUGAACGCCCGCGCACUACAACCACAGGCAUUGAGAUUGCUGCUGCUUUGGCUACAGGUGCCCCUCCGAUACCGAUGUUCACCGAGCCCCCUGUGAUCGAGGACACACCACGUACAUAUCGGUCAGACAUGAGCACUGCCAGACUACAGGCCCAGAAGAUUCAGGAGCCAGACAAAGCCAUACUCACCGCCCAAGAAACCAUGGACUCCAUCAAACAGUCCUUCAUCUUCUUCAGAAAGGCUAUAAUUCUGGCCCAUCGCGGUGGCUACUGGACGCUGCUGCAGAAUGCGUCGAGGGCCCUGUGGAACAGCCUGCACACAGCUCUCCUGCGUGCAUACACACCCGCACCCAGCGAGGGGGAUAACGGACUCCUGUCCAUGGACGAGAUUCGCUCGUUGGCAUGGAAACCGCUCCACACGGCGGCCGACUGCCUGCUGGAUAUGAUGACCCAGCUAGAGCAGGACCUGCUGGCUCAGACUACAAAGGACAAGUUAAAGGGCAGAAUGGGUGAGGUGUUUGAAUCCUGGACUGGUAGCAUCCUGAACGAGGCUGGUGGGGCCAGUCUGAAGUUUGAGAGCCCGACUGACAACCAGUCUGUGCUGGAUGUCCGCUUCAUCAGGAGACUGGUACUCCGAGUCCUUGAAGUGCUUUACUAUGAGAAGAAGUGGGAGAAACUGGUGGACAUUGCUCUACGCUUCAACGCUCUUACCAACGAGCGCCAUGCUGAGCAGGUGAUCCCCCUAUUGGUGCAGGCCCAGCGUAAGCUCUCGGAGGUCAUACAGGAGCUCGGGGGUCAGGCCCCACCCCAGCCUCACUUCCAGAAGCUCAUGGCCCGGCUGAACACCGUGGUGACGGCGCGCACGUACCUUACACAGCAGCUGGAGCUUGCAAUUGACAAGUCCAAACUUCCGCCUGUGCCCCCAGGUGCAGCAAUAGACCCGCUGGGUCAUGGCCUGUACACGAGCAAGGACGCCCUGAAGAACGUCUCGGUGCCCCUGGACCCCCAGUACAGCCUGUCAGUGCUCUAUGAGGCCUUCGACAAGGCCCAGUACACCUCCAGGGCUCUCGUUCACAGCCGCAAACUGCUCAUCCUGUACCUCGCCAAUCAGCAGAAUAUGGCAGAGGGAGCUCUGAGUCGUGUGCCGUCCCGUGUUGACUUUGUGCCGAACACUGCGCGUCCCCAGCCCACCAUGCCACCGGACAUCAGCCGGGAGGAAUACCUGGACCCCUCGGACGUGCAGACAGCACCCAUACCUCGGUCACAAAUAGGCACCGUGGUUGCUUCAUACGAAAAAACCAUAGAAAUGCUUCUGGCAAAGAACCAGAAGGAACUAGCAGCACAGGCUAUGCAUGAAACGGGAAACCUGAUGUACCAUGCCAACAAUGCACGGGCUGCGUUCAAGUGGUGGACGGAUGCCCUUGACCUUAUCUUCAAUGCAGAGGACGCCCUUCACACAUGGCGCGAUAUGUUCAAGGAUGCCAAGGAUAUCAGCGCCGACAUGCUGCGCCGCUGUGGGAUCUGGGGCGCCAUCCUGGCCGGGAUACUCACCUCCAACAUUGCUCAGUUCAUCUUGACCUCUGACCUUGGUCUCAGAAUGGAGUGCUGCUUCCUGUCUGGAUACCUGUUCAAGACUGUAUUCCGGACAGCGCUGCCCCACCCCCAGGCUGACCGUGACUACGCUUUGUAUGAGGUGGGAGAGGGGUGUGAGGUGACCCACCUGAUCCCCGGGGUGGACCUGCUCUCAGAGAAGUAUCGGGCAGACGGGCGACAGCUGGUGGCAGCCCUCAGAUGGGUCAUAGAGGAGCUGGCCAGGGGCCAUCAUAAUCUCUUUGUACUUCCCUUGCUGACCAUCAACCAGUACUUGUCCCUGUUUGUUUGCCGAGACCUACAGCGUACUGUAGACGGCCGUAUCCUGAAGUGUCGUGUCCUGUCAGACCUGGGUCUGUUCUCUGAGUCCCUGCAGACGUUACAGCGCCUCCUCCACGGGGAGAGACUGCCCCACACUGGGGACAGCAGCUUCAGACAGGUCGAGUCCAAGGUCAUACAACUACGCUUUGAUACCAGCAAGCCCAUAACGGAACCUGUCAACUUGAAGGUGUUGGAGAAUAUUCUGGACAAGCGUCUGUCCUCCAACCUGGGCAUGCUGUAUGGGCCCCACAUGACCUGCCAUCUGUCCCUGGUUCAGGCCCACAUCUUCACCGCCCUGGCAGCCACUAUACCUGUACUGCCCAACUUGGAGGAUGUCGUUGUGCCAGAAGGCGGUAGUCUUCUCAAGCAGUCCACUAUCAGCACCAUGUCAAAGCCUGUUGGCCUGGGACCAGCCAGUCUCAAACUGGGAGAAGGGAAAAAGAGAUCAGGAACCAGGCCGUCCAAAAUAGCAGCCACUGGUGAAAUAGAUACUUUAACUGAGGCUACUGAAAAAGCUUCAGUGGCUGAUAAGCCACAGUCAGAUAAGGGAGACAACUUGGAUACCAAGUCCAGUUCCAAGGGAGACGAUGCUUCAUCUGAUGGAAAAAGUAUUGUGACAGCUUCGGGCUCAGAGAAAACCCGUGGUGAGACAGAUCGUACAUUGCCGUUGCCAAAGCGAUUCAGUGGCGCACAGAAGCCAGUGAACCUGGAGUUUGUGAAGGGCACCUUGCUGGUGGUAGCUGAUCAGAUGGUGGGCACAAUCUCUGAUGUCAUACAGGAGAAUGCUGAGCUAGAGGGCGGCCAUCUGGAUGACUUGUCAGCCGCUGAGCUGGAGCUGGUAGUUCUGUGCAAGCUGGAACAGUCGGAGAUCGCCAGGCAGAAACACCACGCUCCUAUGGCCGCGCGCAUUGUGCUGUCCACGCUGAAAAUGCUGCAGGCAUCGUCCCUCUUCAAGAAGAAGAAACUCGUACCCCACCCUCCCAGAGACUCACCAAAGCUUGAAAGACCUUCAUCCCUGAAGAGUCGUAGUGAUGGCAGACGGCGCCCGCCUGUGCACAUUAAGCUCAGUGAGCCGGAGAACAGUCAAUUCCAGUUCCAAAACUUCCAGUCCCGGUCUCGGCUCGAUGCCAGACUGUGGCUUUCAUGUCGUGCUGCCCUUGUGAAAGCUCUCAUGAUGGAGAUACGCGGCAUGGGAGAUGUCAAAGACCUUAUCCAAUCGGAAAAGAAGGGAAGUGAAAACAAGGUGCUUCAGGAGCUUGCAGACUGCCGUCAGUACUGUGCAGAGGGUCUAGGUGAGUCAGAGGCAUGCGGGGACGUGGAGAAACAGGCUGAGUUCCUCGUGCUGGGGGCCUCCCUGAACAUCAUCGAGGGCAAGAACCUUGAGCACACCAUCUCCCUUCUCCAGGAUGGUAUCCGCCUGCUUACGGGCGUGGCCAGCUUGUCCAUCCCUGGGGUGCAGCUGCUUGCACAGGCUGUCGUCAUGCGUACUGACCUGGAGGCAAUAGAGCACACAGACGACACGAUCAUCUUCACUGAGAGGACAAUGGAUAACUACCUGCAGGCACACGCAUAUAUACUGAAACAGAUGGAGGACCUAGGAGAGGUGAUAGAGCACUAUCAUCCCGAGGGUCGUCUGCAGUUCCGCUCCUGCCCCGUGAGCCCACUUCGUAAUAUCUACCUGCCCCACUGCCUGAACCUCGUACAGGUCAAACUGAGGGUCGGGCACGCCAUGGCUCGCAAUGCUGCAAAGAAUAUCAGAAAUGCAUCCAUCAAGCGCCAAUGGUCUGAUCUGGAGCCGGUGUCCAUGUGGACGGAUGCUCUGGGCGUUCUGAUGUGGGCCCUGGAGAUCUCACGGGUCUCUGUGACCAGAGAGGCCUACCUGGAGGCCGAACUCCUUCUCAACAUAGGCAAGGUACAGAGGAUGCUGGUGUACCUGGGUCAGUUCCAGGCUAGACACGCUGUGCAGUCCCUCCUACAGGCCAUCAAGAUAUCACACGCCAAUGACCACAAUCUCGGGCUGAUCCGUCAAGCCUACCUGGAGAUAGCCCUGGUGUACAUGUACAGCUGUGGUGCAGCCAGCAUGAGACAUGGGUCUGGUAUUGACCCUGGGGGAGAGAGCGGCGAUGAGGCUUCCAGGCAAUCAACAAAUAGGUCCACUGACUCAAAAAAGAGAAGGCUUUCAUCAGAUGAAGUUGAAGAUAAAAAGAAGAAAGCGGGUGCCAAAGAGGAAAUGAAUGACCAGGAGAAGGACCGCCAUGCAGCCUGGUUGGGAAUACGAUGUGCUGCCGCCGUUUCCAACACCCAGAGGAACCGUCUGCUCCUGAUUGGGAACGCCAUCGUCACGUCUCAGAAACUUGCGGAUAAGGCACAGCAAGAGAUUCCAGACUUUGUGGCCCUUGAUCUGGUGGGCAGCUAUGUGCUCGGAGAAAAGAAAAAAGUCUAUAAAAAUGAGAUAGAGGAGGAGUUGUCUACCUUGAUAGAGUCUCAGGAAGUGAGCCAUGUGGACACGUAUGAAGAGCAGUUGCAGAAAACCAGAGAGGCUGCCAUCGACCUCUCCUGGAUACAGUUCCUAGGCUACCAGACAAUCCUUCAGCGACUGUCCAGCACCUCUACUAUUUCUGUGUCCAGUGUGAAGACAGAUGACCACCCGCCCAGUGCAGGGGUCAACGGCAUGGGUGACCUUGGACCUGAGUUUGACCUUGGCUUCAUUAGCCACGCCGAGUGUGAUACUACGCUCAACCACGACGUUGUCAGGUCUAUGUUGUUCUCCGGCACAUGGAGCAUUCGUUUAACUGCCAUGCACAAGUUCCUGUGUGACAAUCUGAAGCCUUAUGCCACAGACUGCUGCGCCGUGUUUCCACCCUCGGCCCUCGACCUGGCCCCACCCCCUGGGCCUGCCACUCAGCUGAAUGUCAUCUACAAGACUUAUCCGGGCAAUCUCACCCACCCAGCAGACCGCGAGAAUGAGACACAGAUCCCAUUUGACACGGAGCUGCUGGCAGGUAUUCCCCCUCCCCCACCAGGCACGGUGAGGAGCCCUACCCAGCCCCUUGACAAGCCCCUGGUGACCCCUAGCGAGAGUGAGGUCACCCUCCAGUGGUACCAGCCCUCCAUGGAGGAAGUGGACCCCACACGGCCCGAGGCGUCUGGGCCCGAGAGUCGGGUGCUGCUCAUGUAUGCCCUCAACAUUAAGAGUGCAGGCACUGUGAACGUGGUGGCGAGAAUCACCUGGAUACAGAUGUCACAGCUCAACGAUCUGCAUGAUAGGUUGGCAGUGCUUAUGCAGAGGGCUGAGAUCUAUUUGCCCACUGAGAAGGGCAAGAAGCGUGAGCCUGUUGCCCCAUCCCCCACCCCCAGCGUCAAGGCAAAGAAAAGCUCACAGUCAAAGUUGAAGGCCUCCUCUCCAAGACGACAGAAAGACGAGACACUGGAGAUUCCAUCCAACCCAGUGUGGAUCCAGAACCUGUUGCGUCAGUGCAUGGAUGACAUUGGCAACAUGUUGGGCUCAACUGCAGAACCAGACACUUCCUCCUCCUACACAGAGGUUCUACCCUUCGAUGUGUCCCGAGGAAACAUCAAGCUCCUGGAGGCCCUGUUUGACCCCAGCUUUGGGGCCACGGUGAGGUCAGCUGACCUGACCCAGUGGCUGCUCAAGCUCUUCCCAGCGUACAUCAACACUGCCACUACCAACGCCUGAAGUGCUGUCAUUGUGAGGGCAGUGAAACAAACUGUAUUUAUGUAUCUACUCAACUACCAAUGCCUGAAGAGCUCUUAAUGUGAGAGCAGUGAAACAAAUGGUCUUCAUGUAUAUUCACAACUACCAACGCCUGAACUGCUCCCAUUGUGAUGUUAUGAAACAAACUGUAUUUAUGUAUUUAUACAACUACCAAUGCCUGAACAGCUCUCAUUGUGAUGUUAUGAAACAAACAGUCUUGAUGUAUUUAUACAACUAUCAACGCCUGAACAGCCCUCAUUGUGAUGUUAUGAAACAAACAGUCUGUAUGUAUCUAUACAACUUCCAAUGCCUGAACAGCUCUCAUUGUGAUGUUAUGAAACAAACAGUCUGUAUGUAUCUAUACAACAACCAAUGUCUAAACAGCUCUCAUUGUUAUGUUAUGAAACAGUCUUGAUGUAUCUAUACAACAGGCCAUCAUUAUAACGGACUGAAAAAGCACUGUAACUGUUCAAUUACCAAUUGAACCUACACCAUUUUAAGCAUUAGGCCAUGCAAAUUCCAUUAUAUAUUUAGCAUCCACUCGAAUUUUUGAAAGCUUGAAGGUAAAGUAAAAAUACAAAACUAGUCAAUUAAAAAUGUUACUUUUACAAGUUUGACAGUAAAACAAUGUAUAAAUGUUAAUGUGUCAAUAUUUCUCACCAUCAUUUAAGAAGUGUAUUGUAACUGUAAUAUGAUGAAACUCCCGAGAUGGGACGCUAAAUAGAUGGAACUGGUAUGGCCUGAAGUAUUUUUUAAAUGAUUUCCAAUAUUUUGGUGUGAAAACAAGCCAAUAAAACUCAUUUACAGGUUAUGAUAGUUGACAUUUGAAGCAUUUUCUUAUAAAUUAAAAUGCAAUCGUUACUAAUUGGUUUGUCAUAGUGUGGUGUGUACAAUAUCUUUGUUUACUGUUCUCUGUCACAGCAUUUACUUUAUUUUAUUGAGCUUUAAACUAUAUACUUCAGUAUUGUGUCUUGACUUACAAUAAUCCCUUUACCAGUCAAGUUACUUGUUAUAAUUGAAUAGUUUUCUCUGUAUUUUACUCAAUUCUUAUAUUUAAAUUUGAAAUUAUUUGUGAUUCAGAUUUUAUGUGCUUACAGCUUUUAAGACUUCAAUAACACUCCGUCCUGUUUUUGUCUGUGAAACAUGUAGUGUUUUUAUAUUUAUUACUCCACUACUUGAGAAGGUAUAUUGACAUGUGUUUUUUAGCUUUGAAGAAUCAAUAAAUGUUGAAUAAAAUAACAACAAAAUCCA
This is a messenger RNA of Dreissena polymorpha, 12269 nucleotides long. RefSeq names its product cilia- and flagella-associated protein 54-like. Lineage: Eukaryota; Metazoa; Mollusca; Bivalvia; Myida; Dreissenidae. Gene Ontology annotation, biological process: cilium assembly. The record is from RefSeq and is a predicted model, not a curated record. Gene Ontology annotation, molecular function: protein binding. Bases 138 to 11000 code for a protein of 3620 amino acids. The transcript is spliced from 71 exons.